Molecule: messenger RNA, 2116 nt
Organism: Periconia digitata
Lineage: Eukaryota; Fungi; Ascomycota; Dothideomycetes; Pleosporales; Periconiaceae
Source: the annotation of a GenBank genome assembly
UUCCUGUGCCUCCUCCGAUUUUUCCGAUUUUUUUGAUUUUUUUUUAAUAUUUUUUCCCCAAAUUUUUCUCUUCCACUGCUUCCCAACAGUCCAUUGCCCCCACAGCUCGUGUCAUGCCCGUGGUAUACCCGACACCAUCAGCGAUCAAUGGAUUGAACCUGUUUCCCAUUCUUCUCGUCACAUGCGAUUUGCGCCUUAGCGCACAGCCUCUUUGAUGCUUGUCGCCUUACCCGGCCGUCCCUGGAAGCUUGGCCUUUCUUUUCCUCCGCGGCUCCGCCUAACCAACCCUAACCAACCAUUCAUUACAUACUGACUUACUUACUUCUGCCAAAACAAGACUUUUCCUCAGCAAAAGCGCCAGCAAGCCUUUUUGCCUCCCAGGGACUUCUGCCUCCUCCUCACCUUUUGCUCUACAUCUAGUGCCCGCAAAAUAUCCCAAGCAUAAAAAUGUUUCGUUGGGCUCAACAACAGUUGGCCAAUGUCGCCGGUACCCAAGAGCCCGAGUACGGCCCCGAAGCUAUUCAGCCCGUGGGAAAGAAUCCCGGCGAUCCCGCCUUCUCCGAAUUAACCAAACAAGACCUCAAAUGGAGGACGCUCGAGGUGACCAACGUCGAGACCCAAACCUUCUAUGUGAUUGCCGAUAGUGGCCACACCUGCUUCUUGCAGGUCAUCUAUAACAACAUAGCCGGUCUGCGCAUCACCACGCAGUUCAAUUGCAAGAUUUUUGCUCCCGACAACUCCAAACCCUUCAUAUGGUCAAGCGAUGCUCUGUCCAACCACGGCUUCGAUGACGACCAUUACUCGUUUUAUGCCGACAACCUCUCGGUCGAACUGUCGGAAGAUGGCACAGCUUACACCAUCAAAUCGGCCAUCAACGAGAACAGCAUGGUGGACGUCAAAAUCACGCGUACUGCCCCUGGCUUUGUAGGUGGAAACGAUGGUUAUACCAACUAUGGAACGGACCCCAAGGCACCGUGGGGAUCCAUGUGCCACGCUUUCUGGCCAAGGGCAACUGCGGAGGGGAGGAUCAUCACAAAGGAGGGAGAACUCGACUUCAAGGGCAGAGCCAUGCUCAGUCAUGCGCUGCAGGGCAUGAAACCACACCAUGCCGCUGCGCGAUGGAACUUUGUCAACUUCCAGUCUCCUACGUACUCCGCCAUCUUGAUGGAAUUCACCACUCCUUCCUCGUACGGAUCCACUGUAGUACGUGUUUCCGGUAUCGCCACGGACGGCAAGCUCCUGUUCGCCAGCAACAAUUCCGGUCACGCUAAACACGUUGAGACGAAGGAGGAUACUGAGACUUUCUGGCCUGAGCCCACCACUGUGAGCUAUGCAUGGGAGGGCAAGACUGAGGAUAACAAAGAGGCUUCUGCGCUUCUUGAGGGUAACCUUGGCUCACGAUGGGACCGUACAGAUGUCAUGGCCGAAGUUCCUGGCUUCGUCAAGACUAUAGUAGCCAACGCUGCCGGUACACGUCCCUUCAUCUACCAGUACCGCCCCAAGAUGACCUUGGAAGUCAAAAUCGGAGAGGAAACGAAGAAAGAAGAAGGAAUCGCAUUCAUUGAAGCGACGUUUGUAUCGUGAAAUGUUGAAAUGGAAAUGGACACCUGGGGGCCUAUGAAACAACACGUUGGAUAGACUUAUGACUACGACGCCCUCACCCUAAACUAAUAACUCGCUUUACUCAGGGCUGGCGCUUGAGAACCUAAUGACUGAAUACAACCUUUCUUUUACUACGGACCCUUGUUCUAGUGAGGCUUCAUUCACGCGUACUGAUAUCUUUACUUAUUUUAAGAACCGGUCAAGACUUUGGACAUCGAGAGUCCAACACUUUUCACUUAUUAUGCGCACUAUUAUUUCCACCUGCGUGCCACCCGUCCAUCUAAACAAACAUCUAAACACGUACCGUCCGCCUGUCAACCCUUUGAUGGGGAUUCUCCCUCAUCCACAACACCACUGCAGCCAUCAAUCAGAUCAGACGGGACAGUCAGGCACACUUACUCAUCACUUGACGGACAGAACUUUACUGCAAAGGCUUGAUGUUCUUACAUCUACUGUUCCAGCUCUUUACUUCCAUGAAAGUAGGCAGCACAUUUGCCUCUUUGCUGCAUUCGUU